Molecule: messenger RNA, 1244 nt
Organism: Tarenaya hassleriana
Lineage: Eukaryota; Viridiplantae; Streptophyta; Magnoliopsida; Brassicales; Cleomaceae
Product: protein CONTINUOUS VASCULAR RING 1
Exons: 7
Coding region: 218-1021 (267 amino acids)
Biological process (GO): stem vascular tissue pattern formation
Cellular component (GO): Golgi apparatus
Source: RefSeq, a predicted model, not a curated record
CGAGAAAAAAAAACAAUCACUUCACUUUCAAGGUUCAGCCUUUAGCCGGACUCAACUUAGGCAGUGGCGCACACAAUACGAGUACAGUUGUGCCGGUAAAAGGCUCUGCAUUUGGGAUUUCUCGCUCCGCCGUCGAAAUCCGACGGCUCAUUGCUUGUUGCUGUUGUUGUUCUUCGAGUGGAUUCGUUUUCGCCCGAUUUCUCGGAAGGGCUCGAAGAUGGGCGAUGAGAAGACGGCAAUCGUGAUGGCGAAUCGAGAGAGAGAUCGGGAGCUUCUAAUACCGGUGUCCGAUUCCGGCGAAAAAGACGACGGCGCAUCCCAGAAGCCGUCUUCUUCUUCCUCUUCAUCCUCUUCAUCGCAUCAAGCCGGUCACGAGACUGUGUGCAAGUUCAUUAGGGGCUGGGCAUCAAAGAAGUUCAUGACUGGCUGCGUUAUCCUACUUCCCAUGGCGAUAACUUUCUACAUAACUUGGUGGUUUAUUCACUUUGUUGAUGGCUUUUUCUCUCCAAUAUUUGCACAACUUGGAAUUGACAUUUUCGGUUUCGGUUUCAUGACUUCCAUUACAUUCAUCUUCUUGGUCGGGGUAUUCAUGUCUUCGUGGCUGGGAGCAUCAGUUCUGAACCUGGGAGAGUGGUUCAUCAAGCGGAUGCCAUUUGUUCGUCACAUCUACAAUGCCUCCAAGCAAAUCAGUGCUGCCAUAUCACCUGAUCAAAACACUCAGGCCUUCAAGGAAGUCGCGAUCAUCAGACAUCCCCGUAUUGGAGAAUAUGCAUUCGGGUUCAUCACAUCGACCGUUGUUCUCCAGAAUUACUCGGGGGAAGAGGAACUUUGCUGUGUAUAUGUGCCCACAAACCAUCUCUACAUUGGGGAUAUAUUCCUGGUCAACACAAAGGAUGUCAUCAGACCAAAUCUCUCUGUCCGAGAGGGAAUAGAGAUCAUUGUAUCGGGUGGAAUGUCGAUGCCGCAGAUAUUAACGACAGUGGAUAAACACAUGACGGCAGAGAGAACCCGAAGCUUAUAGAUUCGGCCGAGCCGAGAGAGACGGGGAGAGUUCAGAGCUCCGGACAAAGUCUCUUGAGAUGAGAGUGUCUGAGUGUGUGAGAAUGGUACAUUGUAACAUUCAGUUUGUAUCUUAGCUUUUUGUAUAAUGUAGCUCCUUCUUGCCUGUGUGCUUUAGAUAUUUGAUUGUUUCACCUGAAAACAAAUUUUUUUUUUAAUCUUUUAAAUUCUCCUGAUUUUCCCAA